Caenorhabditis elegans is the source of this 1128-nucleotide messenger RNA. It is a transcript of the gene tsp-21, whose product is annotated as Tetraspanin-21. NCBI's taxonomy places the organism in Eukaryota, Metazoa, Nematoda, Chromadorea, Rhabditida, Rhabditidae. Gene Ontology annotation, cellular component: cytoplasmic vesicle membrane; plasma membrane; basolateral plasma membrane. Bases 38 to 943 code for a protein of 301 amino acids. The transcript has 9 exons. The record is from RefSeq and is marked reviewed.
AUUGGCAAAUGCAAGAACGAGCAAAAACGAAUAGGAAAUGAUCGAUCUCAAAUCAAUAUGGAACGAUAAGCGAAAAAUCACCUACUUCUUCUUGGCAAAUGUUUGUUUUCUGAUUUCUGGACUUUCUUCACUCAUCGUCGGAGUAUGGCUUUACAGUUCGAAGAAUAACUUUAUCGAACUAACGCCUACCUCGUAUUCAGCCUUAUCAGCCGCUGGAUUAUGUGUCUUCACGGGCGUCACUAUUUUUAUAAUUGUCGCGGUUGGAUACCUUGGAGUAUCAUGGAGCAAUAAGUCGCUUUUAUAUUCAUACAUUGGAUUCGUAAUCUUGCUCAUUUUAGUUCACGGAAUUGCUAGAAUAACGGGAUCCUUACAUAAAGAGGAAGCAAAAGAAAAUCUUAGGAAAAGCAUGCUUCACAAUAUCAACACAACUGCCGUGGUGACCAAAAUUGGAAGAGAGAUCAAAUUAUCAUUAACGUGGGACCAUUUACAGAGAGAGCUCCAAUGCUGCGGUGUAGAUAAUUACACGGACUGGCAUUACUCCGUUCACUGGCCAAACAACCUGUACACUCCUGAUAGCUGCUGCGAUCCCCAACAUUUUGAUGCAGAAAACGGCACAGAAAACUGUGGGAAACUUCCGGAUGAGCAGAGUCUUCUCUAUCAAAAAGGAUGCUUUCCGAAAUUCUCCGACUGGCUAUAUCACCACAUCAUUCUAGUUAACUGGGUCACGUCGAUUCUGUUCGUCGUAGAGAUUCUACUCCUCAUUCUUUCUUUGGUGGUUCUUCGUGUGCUCAAGAAUUCAAGGCAUAAAACUAGAAGAUCACAUCGGGAACGAGAUCCUGAAACUACAAGUGAAAAUAUGCGGUUAAACUCAAUGGAUCGAAUAGCUGAUGCACGAUUGGAAACUGACACGGUAGAAGAUGGAAUGAGUAUUAAUUCACGUUGAAUGUAUCAAACGGGUCAAAACUUAAUAUUAAAUUAUUAUUUGUUCUUAUAAUUACUUUGUAACCACGUCCAUAAUUUGACCAAAAUUGUUCUCAUUUUGCUUAUGACGCACUCAUUUUGAAUACCUCUGUAUAAAAUUUGCCUCUACUUCACUCAGAUUUGGUGUCUAAUAAACGAGCUUUCAUU